AAAUAAUAAUACUACUGCUAGUACCACAAAAAUGUGUUGGCCGGCAUGUUUCGGAGGGGAAGAAUAGUAAAUAGAGGGAUGAACCUGGACAUCGUAACGAGACCGCACCCAUGCGCAUCAUAUUCUUCCGAGAUGGUGAAUGGGUGCCGUUGUGUGAGGGAUGGACCUGGAAAUCGUAACAAGACCGCACCCGUGCGCAUCAUAUUCUUCUGAGAUGGUGAAUGAGUGCCAUUGUGCAAAGAAAUGGAGGGACGAACCAGGAAAUCAUAACAAGACAGACUCAAACCGUAUGAGAGCCUCGAGAGCCGUGCCGAAUAAAAAUUUUCAAACUUCCAACCUUCACGAUCCUGCCAUCUCACUCCAGCAAAAGCCUUUGCCUCAGUGUCCCCAUCUCCUCGGUCAUGUCUACAACAGAUAUCCCUCGUCGUACCCGUCCAUCAAAUGCAACUGCCCAGCCUGGUCAGAUCGUGCUUAAUGCACAAGUCAAGAGACGUACCAAGGCACAAAAGAAUGUGGAUGAAGCAAAAGAAUUGAAGGAGGCACAGCGAAGAACUAGUCCAUGCGUGCUAGUAGGACGACGCGGGUGGUGCGUCAUCUUUGGCUUCUGCAUUGUCCACGCUGUCCUCGGCUGCAGCGCCACUGCAUUCUUCUUCUUCUGCGACACCGGUCCGAGUCGUGGAGGUGGUGAGUCUCCUUUGUGGAGGAAGGAUGAUGAAGGCAAGACCGUUUGCAACGCAUGUGGCCUCUACUAUAAGCUUCACGGCUCUGCUCGUCCCAUUAGUAUGAAAUCCGAUAUUAUUCGGAAGCGCUCUUGACACGAUGCUCAUGCGCAGCGCUCCUCCCUCACCGAGCCCCCAAGCACAUCUAACACGCCUGGCACUCCUUCCGUUAUGGAGGAGACAGUUUCAGAACGGGUUCUGGUGCGACAAGCGCAGGUACUUCUUCGUCUUCGCGGCGCAGCAGCAUGGACUUGUCUAGUCCCUGCUGCCAUUCCAUUUGCUCCUGCAUGACACAUGUCCCCCGUUUUUCCUAUGCUGUCGUCUCACUUUUUAUUUCCUUAAUUUUCUGCUUAUCGUGUAGUAUGCCCUGUUUUAUGAAAGACUUGUGCCGCUU
Molecule: messenger RNA, 1113 nt
Organism: Suillus discolor
Lineage: Eukaryota; Fungi; Basidiomycota; Agaricomycetes; Boletales; Suillaceae
Exons: 5
Coding region: 402-815 (137 amino acids)
Biological process (GO): negative regulation of transcription by RNA polymerase II; positive regulation of transcription by RNA polymerase II
Molecular function (GO): DNA-binding transcription factor activity, RNA polymerase II-specific; RNA polymerase II cis-regulatory region sequence-specific DNA binding; zinc ion binding
Source: RefSeq, a predicted model, not a curated record